Prunus armeniaca (apricot) is the source of this 915-nucleotide messenger RNA. NCBI's taxonomy places the organism in Eukaryota, Viridiplantae, Streptophyta, Magnoliopsida, Rosales, Rosaceae. The record is from the annotation of a GenBank genome assembly.
AUGGCGAACCGAUGGUGGGCUGGACAGGUAGGUCUACCAGGAGGAGUGAAUGAAAACUCAGCAGCAGCCACCAACUCUCCAAUGAAAAACAUCAUUAAACCAGAUCUGGGAAUCUCAAUGAACAACAACACCGGAACCAGCAGCCUCGGAGGAUCAGGCGGCGACGACGAUGACGACCGAGACAACAACAGCGACGAUCCCAAAGAGGGAGCAAUCGAAGUCGCCACCAGACGCCCGAGGGGCCGUCCCCCGGGCUCCAAGAACAAGCCCAAGCCACCCAUCUUCGUGACCAGGGACAGCCCUAACGCCCUCCGCAGCCACGUCAUGGAGAUAUCCAACGGAGCCGACAUCGCCGACAGCGUCGCCCGGUUCGCCAGAACAAGACAGCGUGGUGUCUGCGUCCUGAGCGGAAGCGGCACCGUCACCAACGUCACAAUCAGGCAGACCUCCCCGGCAGGGUCGGUCAUGGCGCUUCACGGAAGGUUCGAGAUUCUCUCGUUGACCGGGGCGUUUUUGCCCGGACCGGCACCGCCCGGGUCAACUGGAAUGACUAUAUACUUGGCGGGCGUGCAGGGACAGGUUGUUGGGGGCAGCGUGGUGGGCCCGCUUGUGGCGUCGGGGCCGGUGAUGGUGAUCGCAGCCACGUUUUCAAAUGCGACGUAUGAGAGGUUGCCGUUGGAGGAGGAAGAAGAGGUGGGUGGUAAUAAUUCGGGGCAGGCGGCGGGAGGAGCGGGGUCCCCACCGGGGAUUGGUGGUAGCGGAGGAGGGAUGGGGGACCCGUCGAUGGGGGUGGGGGUUUACAACUUGCAGCCGAAUAUGCUUCCGAAUGGAGGAGGACAGGCACUGAGCCAUGAUCAAGGGGCGGCUUAUUCAUCUUGGGCGCAUGGUCAAGGUGGUGGUAGGCCUCCAUUUUAA